Molecule: messenger RNA, 4073 nt
Organism: Mytilus trossulus (common blue mussel)
Lineage: Eukaryota; Metazoa; Mollusca; Bivalvia; Mytilida; Mytilidae
Exons: 25
Coding region: 1-3333 (1110 amino acids)
Biological process (GO): proteolysis
Molecular function (GO): DNA-binding transcription factor activity; cysteine-type peptidase activity
Source: RefSeq, a predicted model, not a curated record
AUGUAUUAUUUCAACACUGAAACCAUUGAUCUUGUUUCAACAGACUACAAAGCACAUAAGAUUUGGUGGGAAGAUGGAAAAGCUGAUGACAGAUGUAAAAUAGAUACCAAUGGCUGUCCUUACAUUAUUCUGGGAUAUGAUGUUAGAGAAUGUCAGCAUGGUCCUGACCGAAACAUCAAAAAGAAGAUCCAAUAUAAAGCAGAAAAAGAAGAAAAGUCGAAAACUGACCCUAGCUAUGUUAUGAAAGGCAGGACUCUGAUUCAAAACACUAAAAAGAUGAUAUGUCCUGCUAGGAUAACCCAGAGACGCAUUAUUAAAUUUCCAGGAUACAGGUUAGAAAAUAGUUCAAGUAAAUGGAGAAGGAAGCAGACUGCACAAACUCUUCGCAAAGCUUUGGAUGAGUCAUCUGUAGAUGUUGUGAAAGAAGAAGAAAUCCACAUGUAUUAUCCAACUGCAGAUGACCAUAAAAACCAUACAAUAGGAGAGUUUGCUGGACUUUGUCAACCAGUUGGACCAGAAGUUAAGGCAAAAAUUAGACAACUGGUUGGAGAUGGGGUGACAAAAGUGUCAGAGAUGAAGCGACAUUUAAAAGUCUUUGUUAAAAAAGAACUAGAAAUUGAGGACCAGACCAUACCUAGCCGUCGGUUUUAUCCAACGGACAAAGACAUCAGGAACCAUAUGGAUACAACAAAAAACAAAUUCAGAUUUUCCAAAGAUGAUCAGACUAAUCUUGAACAUUUAGUUCAAGGAUGGACAAAGACAUUUCCAGAUGAUAAUUUUUUUUUAAGAACAUGCUUACAUGGACCAGAGGAUAGAACAUCUGAUGAAAAGUUUGUAUUUGUUCACCAGAGCAGAUGGCAAAAAAGACUGUUGAAUUUAUAUGGCAAAGAAAUUUGUUUUCUUGAUGCAACAUACAAUAGAUCAAAGUAUGAUUUGCCACUGUUUUUCAUUUGUGUAAACACCAAUGUAGGGUAUAUAAAUGUUGCAACAUUCAUAACAGCAGAUGAACUUGCAGAAUCUAUCAAAGAAGCACUACAAAAAAUCAUGCAGUGGAAUGAAGACUGGAACCCUCCUUAUUUUAUGACUGAUAAUGAUUCCUGUGAAAUAUCAGCUAUAGAAGAAUCAUUACCAGUGUAUGCAAAUGAAUUAACUGGUGUGGAGAUUGAUGAAAUACAAGUUCUAGAACGAGUUAAGGGGAUAUGGGAUCAGGAGGAAGAAACUGGUUAUAUAGUUGCUAAAGUUUUCAACAUCAAUAUAACAGAUGGUGAUAUUAGAUCCCUUAGAGAUAAACACUGGCUUACAGAUCAGGUCAUGGAUGCUUACCUAGGAUGCCUUGCCAACUGGGAAAAUGACCAGCAUAGAAAAGUAUUUCAAAUUCCAACAGCUGCAAUGACCAAAAUACUGAACGGAGAGUGUUCCAUUAACACAACUUUACAAAAUGUACAUCUGAUGGAUUAUGACAUUCUCCUUGGUGCUUACUAUCAAGAUGGAGCUCACUGGGAUCUUAUGAUAAUUGAACCUAUGACUGGGAGCCUAUACUUUUAUAAUCCCUUGGGGGAAAGCGCAGGUCAAAAGAAUAAUAUUCUGCUGAACUGGAGAAUGUUUAUAGAGAGAAGAAUCAUGAUUGGAUUAGAGAUAGAUAAAAACAUGGCUUGGAAUACGAUUCCCAAACAACAUUCUAAACAACAUGAUGGAAGUAGUUGUGGUGUUUAUGUCUUAACGUUUGCAGAACGACAUUUAAGAAAUGAACAACUAACUGAUAUUGGUCAAUAUGAAAUCAAGUUGGGUAGGAAAAGAAUAGCCAAUAAACUUUUAUGGUUUGAAGUUUAUCUAUGUGAUUGCUGUCCUGUCUGUGGAUUCAUGAUUCAGGAUGAUCAAGAAAUGGAAAAAUGUAGGCUGUGCAAAAGAAGUUUCCAUAAGACACCAUUUUGCAUGGGAGACCAACACCAUUUACAAGCAGAUAGAUUUGAAUGCAGACAAUGCCUUGUCAAUACCUGGACAAAGGAAAAUAGCUGCCAAAAUGCCUUGAAAAGUGGAAAACGAAAAUCGGAACAGAAUCUGACAGCAGAAGUCACAAUGGAUAAAAUUAGUAAACAAGACCAGAAAUCACCAAUUGAAGUAUGUUUAGAUAUUCUUCAAAGUAAUGGUUUCCAUGAAGAUGCAUGCACUACCUUCAUUCACAACUUAUCAUGCAUUGAUUGGCACAUAAGCUGGGAAUCUAUUGUUGAAAUAUUUGCCAAAGUGAGGACAUGUGUACCAGAUGUUGCUGACAACAUUAUCACCUGCUCAAAAUCUAGAUCUCUAGGUCAUUUUGGAGAUGGAUAUAUAGACUACAUUCCCUUGAAGUUUAAAAGGGAUCACAUUUUUCCUGCAGACAUGGAAGGAAGUGGCACAUGGACCUUAUUUAGAUCUGUGUCCAUUUUGUUUUAUGGUGAUGAAUCACAUAUGCAAUUUGCAAGGCUUCUUACCAUCUGUAAUGAAAUUAUAGAAAUAGGAAAGGGCUGUGAUUCAGAUGACCACCAAAAGGAUCUAAUCCUGGAGGAGAUGAAAAAAGAAUUUGACUCCCCUUGUUGUGACAUGGAAGAUGAAUUGGCUUUAUAUCACCUGAUGCGUAUACCAAAUGCACUUAAUCUGAAUAUACAAAUACUCAAAGAAGGAGCAUCUGUUUAUUAUGAAGGGCAAAAUGGCAAAAGAUCAAUAAGCAUUUUGGCUCUUCAAAAAGUAGGAGAUCUAUGUUUAUCCUUUCUCCCUUUCAUGGAAGGAAUUUUCCUGAAUGACAGAAAGAUAUCCGACCAUAAAGAUAAAUGUGGUGCAGGAGUAUUUUGUCAGGGAAAUUCACUAUAUAAAAAGUGCUUAAAAUGUUUCCAGACAUAUCAUUCAAGUUGUAUUAUAUCUCAUGAGGAAGCAUUUGUAUGUGGAUGUCAUAUCCGACGACCAUAUCAUCCAAAAGACCUCAAUAUAUACAAGGAUGAAGUGAGGUUCAUUGAAACUCUGGAUAUGGUAGAUAUAAAGAAAUUAUGUAACAAGAUUAGAAGAACAGAGUUGCCUUCUUUUCGUUGGAAUGUUUUCAGACAGUUCAAUUCUAAGAAAAGAAAAGAUGUGAAAACGUUGAACUGCCUUCAAUUCAUUCCUUCUGAAAAUAUAUAUAUUGAACUGAGGAAUAAGAUCAGCAGUAAAGGGGCUGUAAAAGAAAAUGAUGAGAAGCUACUUGAUGUCUUUUUACCAGAGGUGAUGGUAAGCUUUGUUAUGAUGGUGGAAGGUCUGAACAGAUUUCAGUCUGAGCUGUUCUUGCGUACAGAUAUUCACAAAUUGAUACAACCUAGUAGUGAAUGAGUUUACACAAGAUAUUUGAAGAAAACAAAUAAGUCGAUUUAUUAUUGAUGAUUUACCAAUGUUUUCAUAUAUAGAUAAAAUAUUGUGAGAUGAAAGAUAUUGUAGUAAAUUGAGCGUUAAUUUUGCUUGUAUAAACAUGGUUGUCCUUACCGAAGUGUGAAUUAUGUGCUUUGUCUUAAGCUUGUCAAUAUUAUUAACAAUAGUGUCUUGAAAACCUAUGUUAUAUCUUUUUGACUUUUGGUAGUUCAAAGUAAGUCAGCAUCAACAUGAUCAAGCUAUUAAAAUGUUGGGGUAACUAUGAAUUUAUGGUGCACAACAUGUGUAUUGAAAAACUUACAAUUACUUCUAGGGCGAGUUAGGGAGAAGUCCAAAAAAUAAGUGUAAUUCCAGAUAAGUUCUAAGAUUACACAACUUUUUCAUCCAGUUGAAACUAUCUAGGCCCCUGUUAAAACAUUGCACCAUGAAUGAUACUUUUAAAUGAGACCUGUUUAAACUACCGUAAAAAUUUAAACAAACAAUUUUUACUUCAAUUUUAAUUUCGAAAAAGUGGAUCAUACUUUAUCAAUGUUUCUUACUGAUCGCUUUCUAAAGUUUUUCCUCUCUCAGCUCACUACUGCUGAUGACCUUUAUUUUCGGAGGCCUGACCCAAACAGGAAGUUGUAUAAAUGACUGUUUUCCCCGGAUUGGAGUAAAUAGGGUUAAUGUGUAUAUUUUGCUUUCAUUAAGUGAUGUUUAUAUGA